Colletotrichum navitas is the source of this 918-nucleotide messenger RNA. RefSeq lists its product as uncharacterized. The transcript has a single exon. Lineage: Eukaryota; Fungi; Ascomycota; Sordariomycetes; Glomerellales; Glomerellaceae. Gene Ontology annotation, cellular component: mitochondrion. The coding region runs from base 225 to 884 and encodes 219 amino acids. The record is from RefSeq and is a predicted model, not a curated record.
CCAAUUCGGGUCCGCCCCCCCGUCACCUCGGUGAGCUCCAUCCAAGCUUUCCCUCCUGCCCCACCGCGAGCUCUGCUUUUCAUCUGGCGCCAGAGCUCCCGUCAAUUCCCCAGCACAAAUACCCGACGCCCGCCUAGUUCAAUUCCACCAUUCGAUCACCUUUUCGAUCAAAUUUUUUUCUUUUCAAUUCUGUGCUCGCGAAUCGGACAACUGGCUUCUGCAGCAUGUUCGUAAGUCGCGCGCUCGCCAGGGCGCGGCCGGUCCUUCGACCACGCCAGCCCCCGACGACAAGAACCGCCUUUCGCAACUCGUCGACGAAGCCCUCUCCCUCCUCCUCGACCUCCCGCGCCGCCCAGCGCCUCCUCGACCGUCUCCCUCUCCGCUUCCAGAAAUACACCACGGGGCUCCGCAAGGCGCCCCUGUCGCACGUCGUCUCUUUCCUUGUCCUUCACGAAAUAACGGCCGUCGUGCCCCUGUUCGGGCUCUUCGGGCUCUUCCACUACACUAACUUUCUGCCCCUCGAGUACGUCUCGGGCCACUGGGCGGGCUACGUUCGUGACGGCGUCGGCAUGGCGGAGAGAUAUUUCAGCAGGAAGGGGUGGUUCGGAUUUGAGGCCGGGGACCGCGGGACCAUGACGAAGGAGAUGAACAAGAGCGGGGACUAUGAGACGGCAGACGCACCGCAGAACUCUGGGCACAGUACGCAGGAUCUUCUGGAGCGGUGGCAGCAGGACGGAAAGUACAAAGUCGUGGUGGAGGUGGCCAUGGCCUGGGCGAUCACGAAGGCGCUGCUGCCGGCGCGGAUACUUGUUAGUGUUUGGGGGACGCCGUGGUUUGCGGGAGUCAUAGGGAGGGCACGCGGGGUUUUCAGAUCGAAUCGAUAGUAGUCACAAUGGGAGUUCAAAAUUUGAGGGAACA